This is a messenger RNA of Oryza sativa Japonica Group (Japanese rice), 1238 nucleotides long. RefSeq names its product 26S proteasome non-ATPase regulatory subunit 8 homolog A. Gene Ontology annotation, cellular component: proteasome regulatory particle; nucleus; proteasome regulatory particle, lid subcomplex. The record is from RefSeq and is a predicted model, not a curated record. Lineage: Eukaryota; Viridiplantae; Streptophyta; Magnoliopsida; Poales; Poaceae. Gene Ontology annotation, biological process: proteasome-mediated ubiquitin-dependent protein catabolic process.
CCACGUCCGCUUCUUCUCUCUCCCUAGCACGCAACCGAGUCGAGACUAGACAAGGGGAGCAGCCGCCGCGAUCCAAGUCCUCCUCCGCCGCCGCCGACGCCGCCAUGGAUCCGAAGCUGGUGGAGGUGACGCAGCUCUUCUCCCGCUUCAAGGCAGCCUUCGCCAGGAACGACUUCGACACCUGCGUAGACCUGCUGUCGCAGCUCAAGGUCCGCCUCACCAAGUUCCCCAGCCUUCCUCCAUCAUUUCAGCAGACACCGAAUGCAGUGGAAGAGCUGAAAAUUGCGAGGGACAUCUAUGAGCAUGCAGUUGUUCUGAGUGUGAAAAUUGAAGACCAAGAUGCAUUUGAAAGGGACUUUUGUCAACUCAAACCUUAUUACAUGGAUACAUGCGGCAUAAUUCCACCAUCACCACAGGAGUAUCCAAUCUUGGGUCUUAAUCUUCUAAGGCUGUUAGUUCAGAACAGAAUUGCAGAGUUCCACACUGAGCUGGAACUUCUGCCGGUCACAGCACUUGAAAAUCCUUGCAUCAAGCAUGCGGUGGAGCUUGAGCAGUCAUUUAUGGAGGGUGCUUACAACCGAGUGUUGAGCGCUCGCCAGGCUGUGCCCCACGAAACAUAUGUGUACUUCAUGGAUCUUCUUGCCAAAACAGUCAGAGAUGAACUGGCUGGUUGCAGUGAGAAGGGUUAUGAUUAUAUGUCAAUAGCUGAAGCAAGACAAGUGCUGAUGUUCAGCUCUGACAAAGAAUUGCACCAGUACAUCGCAGAGGAGCACCCUGAAUGGGAGGUAAAGGAUGGUUCCGUCUUCUUCCAGAAGGCGAAGGAGACCCAGCCCUGCAAGGAGAUACCAUCUUUGCAGGUUAUCAACCAAACGCUCAGCUAUGCUAGAGAGCUGGAGCGGAUUGUAUGAUUUGUUAAUGAAUAUCAUUUGAGAUCAUUUGGGACGGCAUGUUCAUGCUAUGUACACAUCAGGUGUCACGGUUGAGAUGCGCAUGUUGCAGCUUUGAACGUUUGAGAUGCCCAUGUUACCUUAUGAUACUUUUUUUAAAAAUUUCAUUUAAUGGGCUGGAUCUGUGUCUGAUGUUUGGCUGCCCAGUAACUCUGAUCGUGUUUUGAUAUGUCAGUUCGUGAUCAAUUUACUUUGCUGAAUAGCUGUCCUGAAAAUGUUCAGUAUUAGUCGUGAAUUGCAACUGCAAACUGUUGGGCUUAUGAUGAUGAAAUGAGAUCGUACUUAUUUUGA